AUGAGCGGUCUACAUUGCGCAGAGCGCAAACACAUCUACCAGCAGGAAGAAGAAGAGGAGGAGGAGGAGGAGGAGGAGGAGGGGGAGGAGGAGGAGGAAGAAGAGAAGAAGAAUGACUCGGCAGCCGCGAUCCCGACCUGUAUACCUAGCGGAGCGCAAGCGCAUCUACCGGCAGGGAGCCUGGCACCAGAGGACCGCCAACGCACACCAGGCUGA
This is a messenger RNA of Spirometra erinaceieuropaei, 216 nucleotides long. The record is from the annotation of a GenBank genome assembly. NCBI's taxonomy places the organism in Eukaryota, Metazoa, Platyhelminthes, Cestoda, Diphyllobothriidea, Diphyllobothriidae.